Molecule: messenger RNA, 792 nt
Organism: Monoraphidium neglectum
Lineage: Eukaryota; Viridiplantae; Chlorophyta; Chlorophyceae; Sphaeropleales; Selenastraceae
Product: Protease Do-like 10
Exons: 7
Coding region: 1-792 (263 amino acids)
Biological process (GO): proteolysis
Molecular function (GO): serine-type endopeptidase activity
Source: RefSeq, a predicted model, not a curated record
AUGGCUGUCCGUAGCGGGGCGCCGCACCAUGCUGGUGCGCCAAGGCACGGCGCCAUCGACGAGGCGCUCAAGCGCCUGGCAGUGGAGCAGCUGGAGGCGCAGCCCGAGGUGUUCGCCUCAGGCGAGGGUGUCCUGGACUCCAUUGUGAAGAUCUACUGCGUGUACUCGCGGUCAGACUGGCUGCUGCCCUGGCAGGCUCACCCCAAGCGGGAGGGCACAGGCACCGGAUUUGUCAUCCGUGACCGCCUCAUCCUGACCAACGCCCACGUGGUGGCUGACCAGACCUACAUCACGGUCAAGCGCCACGGCUCCGGGACAAAGUACCGCGCAGACGUGGUGGCCGUGGGCCACGCGGUGGACCUGGCCCUGCUGACCGUGAGCGACGACAGCUUCUGGGUGGAGCCCACGCCCAUGCUGCCCCUGGCCAUGGGGGACGUCCCAACACUGCAGGAGAAUGUGCUGGUGAUUGGCUACCCAACAGGCGGUGACAACACCAGCGUCACCAGUGGCGUGGUGUCGCGUGUCGAGGUGACGCAGUACGUGCACGCCGCCAGCCACCUCAUGGCGAUACAGAUUGACGCCGCCAUCAACCCCGGGAACAGUGGCGGCCCGGCCCUUCGCGGCGCAGGUGGCGGCAACGUGGUGGUGGGCGUGGCCUUCCAGAACCUGCCCAGCGCGGACUCCAUUGGAUACAUCAUUCCCAUCGUGAGGGCGCGGGAUGGAUGUCGGGGCCGCGCAGAUGCAGCAGCUACUCCUGGCUGCAAAGAGGCGGCCCGCCUGCAACAUCUUUAA